AACAACCAGAGCGUUUGACGAGCUGUGGCUUUGACAACCGACGGCAGGAUUCAAUAAUACCUUCCAUUCAGCUCUGCUUUGCUCCGCGAUGGAUCAACUCAGGCGUCAACUUUAUAUAAGGUCUUACCCGCCAGGCUGAGAGAGCCCACGAGGUCUCCAGGGUUUUCCUCGCUGAGCCGCCAAACACUGCUUUCGAGCGUCCUCCCUCUUUCACUCUCUCUUUUUUUUUUCCUUCUCUCUUACAAAAACUUAUUUAGUUCGCUCGUUUUGAACCCCCCCCCCCCCCCCAACACACACACAUAUACCCUGUCUGGGAUAAUCAUUCACCAUGGCUCUCGCGGUGAGGGAUUGCUCUUCGGCGAACGUCAUCCAGGGCGGCUCGUCCGACUACACUUCAUACUGGUCGACGUAUUAUGGUCCCAACCCAGAGACUUUCACCGUCGUCAGUACCGGGGGUCCGGAUGACGGUGCUUAUCUUGAGAUGGACGACUUUAGCUAUGGCUGGGCUCUCGUCCGACAGAACAUCGCCUCGGUGACCGUGGGACAAGAGUACGAUGUGUCCAUGUACUGGGAUAUCACGACCGUUGUCGAGGCAGAAUGUGAAUUGUCGGUCGCCAUCGAUUCGACCUCGUUCAUGGCCGCCGCGGCCAGCAUCGCCGGCUACGGUGACCAUCUGUCGACCGGUUGGCAGGAGGUCUCGGGGACCUAUACGCCCACCGAUAGCACGGGCAUUCCGUUUGUGAUCACCAUCUCCUGCUCCGAGGGAGCUAAUGCUACCAACCCGGUCAUCGGGCUGGCGGAUAUCUCAAUGAUCCCCUCCGACUGCGGUUCUUCUUCCUCCUCGUCUGCCUCUGUCGCCGUCGCCUCGUCAACGGUUGCUGCCGCCUCGGCUGCUACCAGCACUGAUGUAUCUCUGGGUGCCGUUCCCACUGACGACAUCAGCACCAUGGUUCUUUCCACCAGCACGGCUUCUGACUCUACUACCACUAGCACUGACUCUGUGGCUGCCAUUCCCACCGAUGAUAUCAGCACUCUGGUCGUGAUUCUUUCCACCAGCACUGCGUCUGACUCGGCGACUGCCACCAGCUCUACCGCGGCUUCCGCCUCGGCGAGCGCUAGUGUCAUUUCUGCCAGCACUACCGACGGUGUGUCUCUUGAAACCACCGAAUCGGUCGAUUCCAAUUCUACCAGCUCCGUCAGUGGCUCCUGGGAGGUCGUGGACGAUGCCUCUUCAAAGAGGCGCAAGAGAUCCUCGGGCGUCUCCUGCACUCUGUCCGUCUUGGAUGGUAGUGAUGUGCUAUCCAGCACCACUCUGUCCGCCGGGGAGUCCGGAACUUUCUCCGCCUGUGUUGCCGCUGAUUCCUCCGCCUCCUCGGAUGGCUCAGAUGUCACCCUCGAGGUUUCCUGCUCUGGCUCGGGUGCAACCGUCGAGAUCACCGGGGUUUCCGUGAGCUCCACCAACGCCGCUGCCCAAGAAUGUGCCGCGGCCAUUGCUGCUGCCUCCAGCUCUGUCGCUGCCAUCCAACCUGCUUCUUCUUCUUCUUCUGUCGCUCCUGCGUCCAUCCCUUCGUCUGUCGGAACUACCUCCGUGGGCACCCCGGGCGCGCACCCUAGCUCUGCCACUCGUUCUUACCCCGUGUUCCCCUCGUCUCUUUUCACCCACUCGCAAAGCCCUACCCCGACUCCCAGCUCGGGAUCUGUCUCUGGCUCUGGCUCCGGCAACGGCUCUGGCAACGGCUCUGGCUCCGGCUCUGGAUCUGGCAACGGCUCUGGCAACGGCUCUGGCAACGGCUCUGGCAACGGCUCUGGCUCCGGCUCUGGAUCUGGCAACGGCUCUGGCAACGGCUCUGGCAACGGCUCCGGAUCUGGCAACGGCUCUGGAUCUGGCAACGGCUCUGGCAACGGCUCUGGAAACGACUCUGGCAACGGCUAUACUACCUCUAUUGUAUACACUACUUCUGUCCACACCGUCACGGCUUGCCCAACUUUCGUCACCAACUGCCCGGCAUCUGAGAAGACUACCUACCUCACCACAGAGACUGUUGAGGCCUACACCACCAUUUGCCCCUUGACCGAGUCUCAUAAUGGCGCCCCCUACAGUGCCACUGGGACUGGUACCACCGCAACUACCACUGAGACCGGCGCCGUCACAACUGCCACUUCGGGAUCGUCUGGAUCGUCUGGCUCGUCUGGCUCGUCUGGAUCAUCUGGCUCGUCUGGCUCCAGCUCUUCUAGCUCUGGCUCGUCUGGAUCGUCUGGAUCGUCUGGAUCGUCUGGAUCGUCUGGAUCGUCUGGAUCGUCUGGAUCGUCUGGAUCAUCCGGCUCGUCUGGCUCCAGCUCUUCUAGCUCUGGCUCGUCUGGCUCGUCCGGAUCGUCCGGCUCGUCUGGUUCCUCUGGCUCUAGCUCUUCUGGAUCAUCGAGCUCCAGCUCUUCUGGCUCCUCUGGCUCCAGCUCUUCUAGCUCUGGCUCGUCUGGCUCGUCCGGAUCGUCCGGCUCGUCUGGUUCCUCUGGCUCUAGCUCUUCUGGAUCAUCGAGCUCCAGCUCUUCUGGCUCCUCUGGCUCCAGCUCUUCUAGCUCCGGCUCGUCUGGUUCCUCUGGCUCUAGCUCUUCUGGAUCAUCGAGCUCCAGCUCCUCUGGCUCCAGCACUUCUAGCUCCUCUGGCUCUAGCUCGUCUGGCUCCUCCGGCUCGUCUGGUUCCUCUGGCUCGUCUGGCUCGUCCGGAUCGUCCGGCUCGUCUGGCUCCUCUGGCUCCAGCUCUUCUAGCUCCGGCUCGUCUGGUUCCUCUGGUUCCUCUGGCUCCAGCUCCAGCUCCUCUGGCUCCGGCUCCGGCUCCUCUGGCUCCAGCACUUCUAGCUCCUCUGGCUCUAGCUCGUCUGGCUCCUCCGGCUCGUCUGGCUCGUCUGGCUCGUCUAGUUCUUCUGGAUCUUCCGGCUCUGGCUCUAGCUCUUCUGGCUCUAGCUCUUCUGGUUCCUCUGGUUCCUCUGGCUCCAGCUCCGGCUCUUCUAUCUCUAGCUCUUCUGGCUCUAGCUCUUCUGGAUCUCCUGGCUCGUCUGGAUCUUCUAGCUCUGGCUCUGGCUUGCCUGGAUCCGGCUCCGGGUCUGCAUCUUCGUCUGCAUCUUCUUCUGCAGCCUCCUCCGUGGCCGCUUUCUCGUCUGCAGUCUCCUCCGGAGUCACUUCUUCCACGUCCGCGACAGCGCCCGCGUACACUGGCGGUGCCUCCAUGCUGUCCUCUUCGGUUCUGACCUGCAUGCUUGGCCUGUUCGUCGCCUUGAUGAUGUAGAACUUCAUUCCUUCUAUAUCUUAAUCAUAAUUAUAAUUUCUUCACGUCAUAUAGACGAGUUUCAACCUCUUACUACCUGGUAAACACUUUUUCUCUCUUCUAUUUUUAUUGAGGGAGCAGCUCCGGUAACUAUUGCCGACCAAAGGAGCUUACUACAUACGCACAGACAAAGCCCCAGUCAAGAUGGAUGGAGUACAUACGUACUGGUAAGUUAUAUAGUUAGUUACAGCUAGGCAGUGGGUAAGUAGUGGUACUUAUUCCAUGCUCACACUGAGCAGCAUCAUUAUUCUGUAUAGUGGUCUAGCAAGCAUUUAAUGAGGUUCUGUGGUCUAUAGAUAAUAGUAUCGUCACCACCAAUUUCUCCAAAUGAG
This is a messenger RNA of Penicilliopsis zonata CBS 506.65, 3651 nucleotides long. RefSeq lists its product as hypothetical. NCBI's taxonomy places the organism in Eukaryota, Fungi, Ascomycota, Eurotiomycetes, Eurotiales, Aspergillaceae. The transcript has a single exon. The record is from RefSeq and is a predicted model, not a curated record. Bases 329 to 3280 code for a protein of 983 amino acids.